Messenger RNA from Amphimedon queenslandica, 658 nucleotides. RefSeq names its product hydrocephalus-inducing protein-like. The transcript has 3 exons. The record is from RefSeq and is a predicted model, not a curated record. Gene Ontology annotation, biological process: axonemal central apparatus assembly; cilium movement. Gene Ontology annotation, cellular component: axoneme. The annotation marks the transcript as partial. NCBI's taxonomy places the organism in Eukaryota, Metazoa, Porifera, Demospongiae, Haplosclerida, Niphatidae.
UGGUGGUAAGCCUCCACUGAAGGCCAAAGUGGUUGAAACAGAAGCUGAGCCAGAGCACAAGGUUUUUGAUAAAACUGGUGAAGAUCUUGACAUAUUCCUAACUGCUGAGGCAGCUUAUGCUAAAUAUGAGUGUCCCUCAAGACUCAUUGACUUUAAAGAUACCUAUGUACUCCAAACUAAAGUAUUUAGUUUUCCAUUGAAGAACACUGGUAAAGUUGUUCUCAGUUACAAGUGGUAUGUGAUCAAGGAGAUUGAAGGAGCAGAGCCAGUGUUGAAAGAUGCUGCCAAGGAGGACGAGAUGGAGGAGCUAUUGAUACAGAUAGACCCUUGCAAGGGAGAGAUACCACCAGAACAAGAGCAGAUGAUAGCAGUUAGAUACUCUCCACUUGAAAUUGGAAGCAUAUUAUACAAACUACACUGCAAGAUACAGCAUCUUGAAUCAUCAGCAAAGCCACUAGACCUCAUAGUUCAAGGAAACUCACUAGUUCCAUAUUGUCAUUUUGAUUUGGCUGAGAGUGACUACCUGAGAACCAGGAGACCAACUAAUGUUAGUGACAGUGCUGGCUGUGUCACUGGUAGGAUUGACCCGUGCUCUAAAGUCAUUGAGUUUGUGGCUAAAGGAACUGGAGUGAGAAUAAUAAAGUCAGUCCAUAUACAU